UUUUGCCAAUACAUUUGUGCCGUGUGUCAUACCAAUAGAGCAAUUAUUGAUUUGAAUUCAAGUGAAUUAACACACACACACACACACACACACACACACACACUCUCUCUCUCUCUCUCUCUCUCUCUCUCUCUCUGUUGACAGUGUCACGUGCUCUGUCUCCAUGGCAGCGCUCCGGAAGUGAGGAUGCGGUGUUUAUGAUGAUGAUGCUGCGGGAAUCAGGCGCCGCUGCUGCUGCUGCAGGUCUCCGCUGAGCUCCGGUGAUCACCGAUAAUAAUCAUCAUAAUCUCAGUAUCAUCAUCAUCAUCAUCCUCAUCAUCUUCAUCACAGUGGCCGUGAUGAGCGUCUCCACCUUCCAGAAGCUGACGGUGGCCUCCUGCGUGCUGCUGUGCGUCGCGCUGCUGCUGCCGAAGAUGCUGCUGUCCCGCGGACACCGGGAGCCGGACGGGCCCGCAGGUCAUUUCCCGCCGGUGCCGCAGCGAGGGCCGCUGUCUGAUGAGCGCCGCAGCCGUCAGUCCUCCAGAACACACACCACUGAAGCCAUCGCGCGCGCUCGAGGAGCCGGAGCCGGAGCCGCUGGGAAGAGCAACCUGGCCGGACAGAUCAUCCCCAUCUACGGCUUCGGCAUCCUGCUCUACAUACUGUACAUACUGUUCAAGAUCACGGCUAAAGGCAGGUCCUCCACUCCUCCAGAGAGCAGACUCAGAGCGCUCCGAGCAGAAAACACCAAGAGGAAGAUCACUGAUUUCGAGUUGGCUCAGCUGCAGGACCGACUGAACGAGACGAAGGACAUGAUCGAGAGAAUCAUCUCUGCGGCCAGCGUCGGCUCAGACAGUGCUGCAGUGCCGCUGGACGAGGAGCAGAAUCUGCUGUUCCAGCUGCAGGAGAUCACGCGUGUGAUGCAGGAGGGCAGACUGGUGGACACGGCAGAUCCUCCUGACCGCCUGAAGGAGCACUUCUGCUGUGUCCACCCGCCUGACACACACACACCGAUGGAGGAGAACGACAGCGUAAACACUGCAGCGCAGGACACCUCCAUCAGCCAAUCACAGCCGCUGACGGACACUCAGACAGGAAGUGACAUCACAGGACUCAGACGGAGAAACAAACUGUAGCGUCUGCAUGAGGAGCGUGAGCUGUAGAUCAGGGGUGUCCAGACUCUGUCCUGGAGGGCCGGGGUCCUGCACGGAGUGUAGCUCCAGCCCCAGUCAGACACACCUGGGCCAGCUGAUCACGCUCUUACUGGGCUUUCCAGAAACAUCCGUGCAGGUGUGUGUUGAGGCGAGCUGGAGCUAAGAUCUGCAGGACACCGGCCCUCCAGGACCCAGUUAGGACAGCCCUGCUGUAAAUGCUGGAGGUGUGUGAAGGUCAGCAGGGGCUGCACACGCACACACACACACACCUCUGCUCUCUCCAUCUUCAUGUGUUCAUCAUCUCCUCUGUCAGGUGUGUGAAGGCUCUGCAGUCUCUCCAUCACUCCUCUAACUCUGAUCACUGAUGAUUCCUGAUUAAUUGAUCAUCGCCUCACACACUGCAUGAGUGUUUACCAGCACUGCUGUAAUGAUCACUGAGAAACAUCACACACACACGCACGCACACACACACACACACGCACACACUCCUGAUCAGCACUCCUCUGUCUGUGGACACACACCAUGGCUUAUGAAGCUGGAGAGCACUGGUUUAUGAAGUUCAUCUGUUCUCUGAGAUCUUCACAGCUUCAGUGCAUUAAACCAUCUCCUCAUCUCCUCAUCUCCUGACAUCUCCUCAUCUCCUGACAUCUCCUCAUCUCCUCAUUACUGCAGAAAACACCCAGAAUCAGAUGAUCCGUAACUGACCAUAUUUAGAUCGGUCAUGAAUAUUAAUGAGGUCUGCUCUGAUGCAGCUCUCUCUCACACACACACACACACACACACAGAGCACGAUGUACGCUGAAUACAGACGUAUACACUGCUCAAAUAAGCAAGACGAAGGCAUUGACGCUAUGGACUGGCCCACCUGUUCCCCAGAGCUAAAUCCAGUUGAGCACAUCUGGGACAUGAUGUCUCACUCCAUUCACCAAAGCCACGUUGCACCACAGACUGUCCAGGAGUUGGUGGAUGCUUCAGUCCAGGUCUAGGAGGAGAUCCCUCAGGAGACCAUCCUCCACCUCAUCAGGAUCAUGGAGGUCCUACAGGCAUGCGGAGGCCACACACACUCUGCUGAGCCUCAUUCUGGUGUGUUUAUGGACGGUCCAUCACAGUUGAAUCAGCCUGUCGUGUUUCUCUCUAAACCCAGAGCUGCAUGGGUUAAUACAUUUGAUUUCCACUGAUGGUUUCUGUGUGCUUUUGUUGUCAAAGUAUUGAAGAAUAUUUGACUGAUUCAGAUGGAGGAUGUGUUCUAUUAGUGUUCCCAGUGUAUAAACAUCUGUUGUGGAUCACAGCUAAAUCAUAAUUACUCUUAACAAGACACCACAGAGCUUUAAUAUGACUAUAUGAAGAUUAAUAUUAGCCUCUAAUCAGUUGAGCUGAUGAUCCGACACUGUUCAGCAUCUACAUGUGUUUGUUACGCUUCACAAUAAACACUAUAAAUAAACAAACACAGUUAAACACAC
Messenger RNA from Danio aesculapii, 2593 nucleotides. It is a transcript of the gene ric3b, whose product is annotated as RIC3 acetylcholine receptor chaperone b. The record is from RefSeq and is a predicted model, not a curated record. Gene Ontology annotation, biological process: synaptic transmission, cholinergic; protein localization to cell surface. Gene Ontology annotation, cellular component: neuronal cell body; intracellular membrane-bounded organelle; neuron projection. The transcript has 6 exons. Lineage: Eukaryota; Metazoa; Chordata; Actinopteri; Cypriniformes; Danionidae. Bases 339 to 1115 code for a protein of 258 amino acids.